Messenger RNA from Penicillium daleae, 1290 nucleotides. RefSeq names its product putative cell cycle control protein (Cwf23). Gene Ontology annotation, cellular component: spliceosomal complex. The transcript has a single exon. The record is from RefSeq and is a predicted model, not a curated record. The coding region runs from base 1 to 1290 and encodes 429 amino acids. Gene Ontology annotation, biological process: spliceosomal complex disassembly. Lineage: Eukaryota; Fungi; Ascomycota; Eurotiomycetes; Eurotiales; Aspergillaceae.
AUGCCAGCAGACGACCUCAAGGCGCAUGCCGCCUCCAAUCAAGAUUUCUAUGCGCUGCUAGAUCUCUCCCCCGCAGCCAACGAGUCCGAGAUUCGGCGCGCCUACCGUCGCACCGCGCUGAAAUACCACCCCGACAAGAUCGCCAAUCCCACUGCCGCCGACAUCGACAAGUUCCACCUCCUUCAGAUCGCCAACGAUGUGCUCUCUGAUCCAGCGAUCCGGCAGCUCUAUGACAAUGCGCGCGAGGCGCGUAUGCGCAAGCAGCGCGAGCGGGACCAGAUGGGCGCCGCAAAGCGGAAGAUGCGCGAGGAUCUCGAAGCGCGGGAGCGUGCUGGUGCUGCGGCUCAACAAGGCGUCAAACGGCCGUGGAUUCCAGGUGGCGAAGAUGAUGCCGAGGCGAAGCUGCAGCGGGAAAUUGAGCGGAUUGCCGAGGAUGGGCGUCGCCGCCGCCGUGAGGCGACGGACAAGCUGAAGCGGGAAUUGGAGGAAGAACAAAGGAAGAUGCAAGAGGAAGAGGAGGAGGCUCGCAAAGCAGCGGACCGCAGUAGCCAGCGUGUUGACCGAUCUCAGGAGGGCGGCACGAAUGUCUCUGAGCUGGAGCGCUCGGUCAAGGUGCGCUGGGUGCGGGAGGGCCGUGGAGCGGAUUGGGAUACAGACUGGUUGAAGGCUCUGUGUGCGCCGUUUGGAGAGAUUGAGGGCACGUUCAUGCUGAAGGAUAAACGUGCGCGCGUGGAGGGAAAGAAAGGGAAGGUUACCUAUGGCACUGGCGUCGUGGUCUUCAAGUCGAUUGUCAGUACGCAGGCGGUUGUGUUGGACAGUGAGAAGAAGAUCCGAAGUGCAGAAGGUGACUGGGCUUUGGUGGAUUCGGUUGCAUAUGCAUCAGGCAAAGCACCGGAUCUUGGUUUCAGCACGAACGGUCAUUCUGAGGAGCCAACACCAUUGGCAGACUCCCAGACAUCAGCAUCCAGGCCCUCUGACAAUACGACUUCAAAGCCGUCCUUCAAAACGUCAUUCAAUUUCCCAGGAGUGAAGUCUGGAUCGCAACCUUCUGGAAAGGCGCCUUCGUUUGGUUCGUUUCCCUCUGCUGCCGGAAAUCCUCCAAAUGCAUCGUCUUUCAAUCCUCCAGCAAAGACGUCAACGCCCAGUCUUCAAGAGAUUACUAUGAUGCGGCUUAAGAACGCACAGCGUGAAAAGGAGCGCAAAGCUCUCGAAGAACAGCUUGCCCGAGAAGACGAGGCCGCCGAUGCUGCAGAAGCUGCAGCGGCAAGGGCAAAGGCCAAUGGAGCGUGA